Molecule: messenger RNA, 1405 nt
Organism: Rhodamnia argentea
Lineage: Eukaryota; Viridiplantae; Streptophyta; Magnoliopsida; Myrtales; Myrtaceae
Product: ethylene-responsive transcription factor ABR1-like
Exons: 2
Coding region: 80-1348 (422 amino acids)
Biological process (GO): ethylene-activated signaling pathway; regulation of DNA-templated transcription
Molecular function (GO): DNA binding; DNA-binding transcription factor activity
Source: RefSeq, a predicted model, not a curated record
ACGGCUUUGAUCUUCUGUCCUUAUAUUAGACUUGCCAAAACUUAAAGAGAUUUGUCACACGCGCACGUGAAGGAAUUGGAUGGUACUUUUGCUCGGUUAUGAUCUGAAGGUGGCGAAUCCAAGCGGAAAGGGCAGCAAGGAGGACGGCGUCGAGGCGGAGGAGGAGGAGGACAGAGACUUCCAUGCAUGGCUCAACUACCGGCUGCCGUCUCCGCCUCUUGAGCCCUCUCUUGCUUCCGGACCUUCAGCUUCAUCGGCGUUCAGCAGACAGCGAGAAAUGUCCGCAAUGGUUUCCGCUCUGCGCCGCGUCGUUUCUGGAACAGUAUUGCCAGGCGAUGAUCAGCAGCAGCAGUUGGAUUUGGGGGAAGGGUAUUGCGGCGGCGGCGGUUCGGCAUCGUUGCUCGGUCGGUCCAGCUCUUUGGAUUCCGUCGGUGCUGGACAGAAGAGAGGAAGGGAAGAUUCGACCUCGUCGUCUGAGUUCUUGGUAUCUGAGCUUCCGCGAGUUCGUGGCGAUCAUGCGCAGGCAGGCUCGUCGUCAUCAUCAGGUGCCAGAGAAGGUCACGCAGGCUCAACAACUGUUCAGACAGCAAAAGCAGAUCAACCAACACAUGGUGCUCCUCCAACGUAUGAAUACACCUACGAGGCCCCGACACCGGCGGCAGUGACAUUGAACCCGACUCCAAGGAGGAAAUACAGAGGAGUGAGACAGCGCCCGUGGGGGAAGUGGGCGGCCGAGAUACGAGAUCCAUUCAAGGCCUCAAGGGUGUGGCUCGGCACAUUCGACACGGCCGAGGCGGCCGCUCGGGCCUAUGACGAGGCCGCCCUCCGGUUCAGAGCCAACAAAGCCAAGCUUAACUUCCCCGAGAACGUCCGACUCCGGCAACAACCGGCUCCUGCAGCCUCUGCGGCCAAUCCCCCAGAAACCCACUUCGCCGUUUCCCAUGAGUUGCCGGCUUCUGGCAAUCCCAACCCAGUUGGCUGCGACGGGCAGACUUCUUCGCAGUGGUAUCUUGAAAAUAAUUUCCACGAUGUCCAUCAAGAGCGAGCUGAGAGACGACCCAUGAGUUUGUAUGAGCAGAUGUUGUGGUCCAACUCGUUGCUGGGGAUGCAGCUUCCGCCAUCUUUCUCGCUCUCUCCUCCUCCUCCUCCUCCUCUUCCAUCAUCAUCAUCAUCAUCAUCAUCAUCAUCAUCAAGUUCAGUGCUCGCGCCAGCUCCGAGCUCUUCUCUUUUCACGUCUUCUCGGCUGAUCGCGACGGACUCCCAAGAGGGUCGGACAGGUGGCGGAGCGGCUGUUUUUCAUCUGCCUCCAUGGUCAGAUUCUAGCCAUCGCAGUUCUUCUCCUGGAUAGGAUUCUUCAUCGUCUUUUCUUCUGUCUUUUUUGAAUUUACAGUUUGUAUUUAGUAUC